GAAGCUGUUCCGGGUUAAAGCGGCACAGCUGUAAACAACAACAUGAGGACGAAGCUAGAGUCCUGUAACCUCUUCUUACAGUAGAGUCUGUCGGUUAACACACUGGUUGUCACUUCGACACCGCGUCCUCUCCGUUUUCGUGUUUACUCCUGAACAUAUUCCCGCUGCGUGCGGUCCUGCGCGGCCAUGUUGUUGCUCCGGACUGCGGCUCUCAGCUGCAGAGGUCUACCCGCCCUGCGCUGCCUGCCCGCCGGCUACACCGCCUCUAGAGCCGCCGCUACAUACAUCCAGGGCCAGAGCCCCGAACCACGCAUCCGAGAGUAUUUCUACUACAUCGACCACCAAGGACAGCUUUUCCUCGAUGACACUAAAGUAAAGAAUUUUGUCACCUGCUUCAAAGACAAACAGUUCCUGGUCUUCUUCUUCAGUCGUCUGCGUUCUAAUCAGAGCGGGCGAUAUGAGGAGGACUUCCCCUUCCUGUCCCUGUGCGGGAGGGAGAGGAACUUCCUUCGCUGCGAUGACCGGCCCGUGGUCUUCACCCACCUGCUGCAGACCCCCACACAGCCAGGCCAGGAGCUACUGUCGUACUGUGGCGGGGCGGAGAAGCUGUCCGUCCCGUUCCGCCCCGAGGCUCUGUACAUGCACCCUGUCAGCGGGCGACUGUAUCACCCCUGCUCAGAGCGCUCAGGGGGGGUCGGCCUGGUCCGGUCGGCUCUGGCCAUCGAGCUCAGCCCGUUCUUUGUUUAUGCUCCAGAGCAGGGCCAAUCAGGACAGCCGACACAUUUUCUCUGGGGAGGACAGAAGCACACGCUGACCAAUGAGCUGGCAGGAUGUUUCUCCUCAGCAGAGGAGGGCAGCGGGCAGCACGGAGAACUGGGAUAAGGAACAGAGGUGUUCUUUAGAGUCUGAAAAUUAUUCCUCAUCCACAUAUGUCUGAUUUUCCAAUGUGGACAGUGGGAAAAGACAACUGCUGUGUCCCACAUGGACACUUGUGCUCACAGUGUGGUUGUUACUGACUGAAGCAUGGGCUGAUGUGUCCUCCUGUUCUAAUUUGACAUGUGAGAAGUGGGAAGUCAUUCACUGACGCUGCAGAGUGUUUGAUGUAGGUGUAAUUGGUUAAAUCAGUGAUUCCCAACCUUCUUUUGGCUUGAGACAACUUCAGCACAGUGUCUACUUGCAUCCUCAUUACAGUUAUUUUGUCCCCAGGUUCAUUUAAAUCAUAUUUAGAGUCUUGAAGAGAUAAAACAAUAAAAUAAAAAGCAGAAAUAGGGGAAAAGUCUGAAAAACAUAGGCAUACUUUUGUUUUGCGACUGCUCAGAUUUACUGACUUAAAGCUACAGUGGUUGAGACAGAGAAAGAGGCUGAAAGCUUUUAUUUUUAAAUGCUGUAUGACACAAACCUAGUAGAAAACAACACUCACAAGUCUGUUUAGUAUCACGGUCAUCUUCCAGCUUGACGCCCUGUCACGCAAAUGUGGUACUUCUGAAUAAAUCCAGAGGGAAAUACAUGAGUUAUUUUAUCAAAUUUGUUGAAGAGAAUCAAGCAGUUACUUGGUACAUUAGGUUCAGAUCCUUAGAUACAAAAUAAUCUAUGAAAUCUAUAUCUAGAAAAACAUAUACAAGCAACAUAUAUAAAAACAGCUGCAGUGUCUCCAUAAGUGCAGCAAAUAAAUACUUAGAGAUGUAAGAUUGAUGCUUGGAUAAUACAGAAAGUACUGCAUUUGAAUCUAACUAUACUAAAAGUGAUGCAAAUACCAACAACCUGUUACAAACAUUUUGAAAUCUACUACUGAAGAUACUUGAGGAAAAUUCUGCCGUGAAUAAAUAAGAUGAUGUGAA
Messenger RNA from Lates calcarifer (barramundi perch), 1838 nucleotides. It is a transcript of the gene lg17h8orf82, whose product is annotated as linkage group 17 C8orf82 homolog. The transcript is spliced from 3 exons. Lineage: Eukaryota; Metazoa; Chordata; Actinopteri; Centropomidae. Bases 187 to 882 code for a protein of 231 amino acids. The record is from RefSeq and is a predicted model, not a curated record.